This is a messenger RNA of Ambispora leptoticha, 181 nucleotides long. The record is from the annotation of a GenBank genome assembly. Lineage: Eukaryota; Fungi; Glomeromycota; Glomeromycetes; Archaeosporales; Ambisporaceae.
AUGCUUACCAAACCAAGUGUAAGUCCUGAAGAAUUAUUAUUAUUAUCGCUCACGUUAGAUCUUGAUCCUCAGAAGCAUGACACCAAAAUGCAAUAUAGAAGAAUGUUACCAGCAAAUAAUCCUCCGAGCAAUACCAAUAUAAUGGAUGCUACCAGUUGGAUGCAAAAUAAAGUCGUACCUG